Molecule: messenger RNA, 2385 nt
Organism: Dicentrarchus labrax (European seabass)
Lineage: Eukaryota; Metazoa; Chordata; Actinopteri; Moronidae
Product: ALK and LTK ligand 2-like
Exons: 6
Coding region: 920-1453 (177 amino acids)
Biological process (GO): positive regulation of ERK5 cascade; positive regulation of ERK1 and ERK2 cascade
Molecular function (GO): receptor tyrosine kinase binding; receptor signaling protein tyrosine kinase activator activity
Source: RefSeq, a predicted model, not a curated record
UAGGAGCUCAACUGUGCACUCGGUUGCUCUGACCAGAAACUUCAGAGCAAUAAGUUUUAAAAAACCGUGCGUAAUUAAUUUUCAAAGAAUCAUCCUUAAACGGUGCGUAAAUUGUAUUCCAAUUCCCAUGAUGGGUGUAAAGUGCGCAAUGGCUCUAAAUGAAGUUAUGAGAAUCACAAGAAGGAUAUGGGCGCAUUUCCACUGAGAUGCCGGUAUCUGCGCUCUAUACUGGGCUGAUUGGAAAUUUCAGUGGAAGUAUUAGUGGGAAAAACGCUUCCUGUAACUGCGUAUCGCACAGAUAAAUGGAGUAACGGAAAGGAGGGGGGGCGCAGAAAACUUCACACGGCGUUCGAGUGAUGGUCAGUCAACUUCAAGUGGACUUUCCGUUUCUGGAGUGCCAAUAAUGCGUCUUAUUGUCAUCACAGACACGGCGGAGUAACCCACGAGGGACAGGUCACCAGCGUCUGCGAGACAGAAUAAAAAGUGAGCCUCACUUCCAGGACGACCGAUCUGCUACUUGAGCGAGGACGCACACGGGACCUGGAGCACCGGAUCCUUCAGCUGUUUGUCCACUCUCUCCCUUGCAGUCGGCCGGUGUUCCGAGGAUGACCACAGAUGCUCGGAGAAUACUCGCUUGACUCCAGAAGCUGUUUCCUACACGAGAGCUGCGUUUAAGGAGACUCAUUUCGGAGCGCACAGGAGCGGGAACAUAAACUAAAGUUACUCACAGUUCUUUAUUUUCCAUAUUCAUCAUUGCUGGACGCGCACAACGCAGUCGUACAGUGUUAAAGAAAGCUGUCGAGGGCUGAAGGUGUCCGGUUAAAGUUUUCCCAGAGGCGCUGGAGAAGGAGUUCACUUCUUCCUUUUUCUUUUUUCCUCUUCUUCUUCUUCUUCUUCUUCUUCUCACUUCACGGGAGCUAUGAGCCGACUGCGCAAGCACUUCAGUAUGGGACUGGUGCUCCUGAUGUGCACGCUGACCGGCCACUGCAGCGAGAGCGCGCCCUCGGUGGCUCCGGCGUGGACGACGACGACGACGGCGUUGACGGCGGCUGCAGCAGCAGGAGGAGGAGGAGGAGGAGGAGGAGGAGGAAGGGACGCACAGCAGCAAUGGAGGCGUUUACUAGAGACCAUGAAACACAUUGAGCACAGCCGGGGUCACCACAGCGCUAAAACGGAAGCCCCCAUAACACUGUGGACGAGGAGUUCUCUGGAUUUACGCAACUUGAAAACAGACAGAGGAGAUCACAUAGUCGCCUUUUCCCCCCGAGAUUUCAGAAAUAAGGAGAAAUUCAUAAGAUAUAUUACAGGUCCACUCUACUUCAGCCCCAAGUGCAGGAAGCAUGUGUACAGACUCUACAACCACACCAGAGACUGCACGAUACCUGCAUACUUCAAAAGAUGUGCACGGCUUCUGACACGACUAGCCGGCAGCCCGCAGUGCACAGUGGGGUAGCACGCUCAAGGUUGAAGCCAAACACAAGUUCUCCAGAAGAAAAAAACUUGGGAAAAAAAAACUGCCUUGGACAGUAAGAGGGAAGCCUAAAAUACUCUGACCAGCCCCAACUGAUAUUAGGCACGGUACUGCCUUUCAGUGAGGUCUGUUCUGUGCUAAGGCGUGGAUUACUGCCACCCACCUCUCUGGCUGGGCCCUCGAUGGUUGGCUGUCACCACGAGGGAGCGACCAACAAAACCAGACCAAGAUAAAGAUGGUGACACUGAAGAGUGGAGAAGAAAAAAAAGAAACAAGUGGCUGAGAGAAACAAACAUGGGGCCUUUUUUUCCUGCUGGGAUCCAAAAAGAUGUUGCUAAAACAAACCAAAAAAAAAAGGGAUUGCAUAUUUUUAUUUUGGUCAUUUCUUGAAGAAAAGAGCAAAAUCCAAAUGUACUGUUUAUAGCAUGACUUGCUUUUCUGCAAGUGUUUUUGGGUUGAGCCCAUCCCUACUACUGCACUACCCCAUUAUGCAGACAAAAAGCUCCCACAGACCCCGUGGCCGGCAGUCACAGCAUAGUUUCACUCACUUGUGCUCACACUGAGAAGGAACUGUGAUUAAAUUAUUCAUUGCAUGAACAUUUCUCCGCGUCUUUGCAAGACAUGUUAAAAAAAAAAAAAGUGGCGGUUGUAAGUCACAGCCCUCCUGUGGAUCUUGGCAGAGCGUGGUACAGUCUAUAUUUAUAUAUUUGAGUUCCACUGUACACACUAUCGGCCAUAACCACAUAAAACAAGAGAAAUAUGUACAUACUGUAAAGCAAAGCAUAAGAGGAAUCCACCUACCUACCAUAAAUUAAAGUAACUGGCAUUUAUCAAAUGGCUGUUAAAUACAUACAUAAAUAUAUAUAUAUAUAUAAAAUGAAAUAUAUUUAAAUAAAUUAUAAGAUUGGUACAAA